Aspergillus melleus is the source of this 1255-nucleotide messenger RNA. RefSeq lists its product as uncharacterized. The coding region runs from base 1 to 786 and encodes 261 amino acids. NCBI's taxonomy places the organism in Eukaryota, Fungi, Ascomycota, Eurotiomycetes, Eurotiales, Aspergillaceae. The transcript has a single exon. The record is from RefSeq and is a predicted model, not a curated record.
AUGUCGUCUAGCGACUUCUCAUCUCCAAUACUUCCUGCUAGUACACCCGGCAAAGUGGAGGUCGAAGACCUCUCCAUCGCGGUAAUCCCUGCCAGCACGGAAAUCACUCAAGCCAGCGGAUUGCCCACACGUCUCGACACGAGGUUGCCCCGGAUUGAAAAGCUGUCAAAGACCGAAGACUGGAGUUUCUGGGUUCGGAGAGUGAAAUGCGCACUGGAGUUGUUGGACCUAACUGAUCUCAUCGACUCGUCCAUUCCUCGGCCAGCUCCUGGUGACCGUGACUAUGAGAAAUGGAGGAAAGCAGCAAAGGCUGUGCGCUACUGGUUGCUCAGUAGCAUUUCAAAAGACAUCUUCAUGAGAGUCACGGAUUUCUCCAAGCCAGAUACCUGGCCCGACGACUUGCUGAAACUGAUUCGAUCAGCGGUAGUACCCCCACCUGCCGAUCUCUUGGAUAGAACAUCCAACAUCUCACGUUCAGAAUUUGGGACGAUCCCUGAGUUUGUGAAGGCACUGAGGGACCUAGUCAGGCUCACGAAUGAUUCGUAUAUGGCCACUUCGCCUUCCUGGGCCUGUAACCAAUUGCUUGGGGGGAUUCGAGGCGAGAUGCCAGAUUUUGCUUUGCGCCGCUACAUAGAGCUCGACGAGACCCCGGCUAACGAUUUGUCUUGGGAUGCAUUCAUGAAGUUAUGCGACAAAACGAUUCGCAGUGCAAACUCUAGUGGGUUGAGGCCGUCAACGGCGCAAUCUUCGAAAUCAUCUUCCAAGACGGCGAAAAAAUUCAGAUGAUCAAGAAAGUGUCAGCAAUAAUUUCACACUGGAAUCACCCGUCAUGCUGGUAGAUGAUGUUGGACGCUGGCGAAGAGUCGGGCUGGCAUUCUGGAGAUUGGUGGCAAGUCAAACACCCAGGGAAUGAUCAUUUGUGGCUUCUUCUCUUUGUUUACCUUAUGUUUUUCUAUUCUUGUCUUCAUGCCCGCCUUGAUCUCUACCACGAUUUGUCAAGGUUGUUUUAUGUUUCUUCCACAAUCGCAGAUGUAAACUGUGAACUAUCGAGAGAGCACAGAGACUGUUGAUCCAUCUGGUCUAGGGAUGUGGGGAUUUUGAACCUGACACAGGUACAAGGGACAACAGCUAACGAGCACAAUGAAACUGAUAAUAACUCAAGGUGCUAUGCCUAUGAUUUUUGGGAAAUGGGCCGCUUCCAUAUGAGCCAUGUGAGAUUGCUGUGAACUGAAAAAAACUGAGCUGAUUGUCCGGG